Drosophila bipectinata is the source of this 1606-nucleotide messenger RNA. It is a transcript of the gene Spf45, whose product is annotated as splicing factor 45. Gene Ontology annotation, cellular component: precatalytic spliceosome. NCBI's taxonomy places the organism in Eukaryota, Metazoa, Arthropoda, Insecta, Diptera, Drosophilidae. Gene Ontology annotation, biological process: mRNA cis splicing, via spliceosome; alternative mRNA splicing, via spliceosome. The record is from RefSeq and is a predicted model, not a curated record. Gene Ontology annotation, molecular function: RNA binding.
UAAAUUGCUUAUAUUUAUAUUUUUGGUUUUCUCCAGUUUCCAAAAAGUUCCCCCAUAACAAGUAACGUAUUGAUUUUAACUAAAUGGAUUUGUAUGACGAUAUUGAUACAAAGCCUCGAUCUAGCCACAUAGAUGGCUGGUCAUCAGGAAUUAAAAUGUUGCAGACACAGCUUGCCGUAAAAAAAGCUCAACCUAUCAAAAAACCUCUAAUGACGCCUGCUGUAAGUCUUAGGGCUAAACGACCAGUUGAAGCAGAAUUAGUGCAUUUUAUGACAAAUGCGUGUGUUAAACCCGUUAUUACGGGCACAGCUUUGGCUUUACCAUUGAUAAAUAAUGCAUCUAAGGACGAUUGGGACUUUGUUGAUGAAUACGAUCCGCAGUGGCCUAAUGAGUAUGAAAAGCUUAAAGAAAAGUCAAAAAGUAUCGAAAAAUCGCGGAGCAGUGCUACAGGAAAUAGAGAAGAUCGUGACAGAGACAGGGAACGAAAGCGAAACCGCAACGGCCGACGGGAUGCACAGAAAGACGAAAGUUCGCCAACAUCCAUGAAAUUAAACGCAUUUGGUCUGAGACAAUCCGAUGAAGAAAGGUACAGUCCCCCUUUGCCAGGUUCUGUAGCUAAACUUGGAGGUGGUGCAGCCAUUGCGCCGCCACCGUCGCUACAAGAAAUAUCUAUUGAAAACGGAGAUGGAUCAUCUAGCGUUACCAUACCAUAUUCAGCUAGUUCUGUUGCUGCAAAGAUUAUGGCUAAAUACGGCUUUAAAGAUGGUCAAGGGCUAGGAAAAUCCGAGCAGGGUAUGUCUAUAGCACUUCAAGUAGAAAAGACUUCAAAACGAGGUGGCAGAAUCAUACACGAAAAAGAUGUAUUCCUGCCUCCAUCAAUAAUGUCACCUCCUGCUACUGUUACUCCGCCCGGUUGGGUUAGUCCCAACCUCCAAAUACCAUUGACGGGUGCGACCAGCAAUGAUACAGAGCCAAGUAUUACUGAAAUCAUGAAGUCACCAAGCAAAGUCGUCCUUCUUCGAAACAUGGUAGGUCCAGGUGACGUAGACGAAGAAUUAGAACCGGAGGUAAAAGACGAGUGCCACACAAAGUACGGGGAAGUAAAUAGCGUUAUAAUACACGAGGCAUUCGGCACAGAGCCAGAGGACGCAGUCAAAAUUUUUGUGGAAUUUAAACGAAUUGAGAGCGCUAUCAAAGCUGUUGUAGAUUUAAAUGGACGAUUUUUUGGGGGCCGUCAAGUCCGAGCAUUGUUUUUUAAUUAUGAUAAAUUUAAAAGUUUUCAAUUAAAUUAAAUAAAAUUUAAUAUUCAUUUUACCAGUUUUUUAAGCUCAAAAAGAUAAUUGUACAACUUGAUUAAAGGCAAAAAUAGGAAAGUCUACUUCUGGCAUAACUUACUUUAUUGUGAUAAAUAAAAGAAGAAAAGUUAACCUCGGGCGGAGUCGAAGAUGAUUUACAUUUCAGUUUAGUGAAAGUUUGUAUUAUUGUUUACCGAGAUGUUUUUACUAGGGACCGUAAAUAAUGAUUAUUGUUCUGACUUUAGUUUUAAAAACCAUAAAAUAAUGAUUAUUCUCUGAGCGAAAGAAUAAAAAUCUGAUCGAAAAACAAA